Molecule: messenger RNA, 3709 nt
Organism: Passer domesticus (house sparrow)
Lineage: Eukaryota; Metazoa; Chordata; Aves; Passeriformes; Passeridae
Gene: ACADSB
Product: acyl-CoA dehydrogenase short/branched chain
Exons: 11
Coding region: 89-1390 (433 amino acids)
Cellular component (GO): mitochondrion
Molecular function (GO): flavin adenine dinucleotide binding; acyl-CoA dehydrogenase activity
Source: RefSeq, a predicted model, not a curated record
GGAGAGGGGGCGUUGGCUCUGACGUCACGGGGUGUUGGUUCUGACGUCACGAGGGCGUUGGUUCUGACGUCACGGGGCGGGCGUCAAAAUGGCGGCGGCGGCGGCGGGAGCUUGGCUGAGGGGCUGCGCCAAGCUGAGAAGACACUUGCCAGCAGCCUUGGCUCCUUGGAGGGUUUCUCCCUGUGCUUUUAGAUCCUCCAAAUCAGAACUCAAGCCAAAUGUAGCCGGUGAUGGACUUGCCUGUGCUCCACUUCAGACAUUCACUGAAGAGGAGGCCAUGCUGAAAGACAUGGUGACCAAAUUUGCCCAGGAACGAGUUGCACCUUUCGUGCAAAAAAUGGACGAGAAUGCGAAAAUGGAAGAGUCCAUUGUACAGGGAUUGUUUGAACAAGGGCUGAUGAGUAUUGAGCUUGGGGAAGAAUAUGGAGGAACUGGAGCUUCAUUUUUUUCAAUCAUAUUGGCAGUGGAAGAAUUGGCCAAAGUUGAUCCAGCUGUGGCUCUUGUGUGUGAACUCCAAAACACUCUAACAAAUAAAUUGUUUACCACCUAUGGAACAGAAGAACAAAAGAGAACUUACCUGCCCAGGGUGUCCAAAGAUACAUUAGGGAGUUUCUGUCUUUCUGAGGCUGGGUCUGGCAGUGAUGCUUUUUCCUUGAAGACUCGAGCUGAAAAGAAGGGAGACUACUACAUCAUCAAUGGCUCAAAGAUGUGGAUUAGCUUAGCAGAAGAUGCAGGAGUCUUCUUUGUCAUGGCAAAUACAGACCCAUCCUUAGGCUACAGAGGAAUUACAUGCUUCGUAGUGGAUCGCAACACAGAGGGGCUUCAGGUGGGGAAAAAGGAGGACAAGCUGGGGAUCAGAGCAUGUUCCACCUGCCCAGUCACCUUUGACAACGUGAAGGUUCCUGAGAGCAAUAUCCUGGGACAAGUUGGACAAGGCUAUAAGUAUGCCAUUGGAAUGCUCAAUACUGGCAGGAUAGGGAUUGCUGCACAGAUGUUAGGACUGGCCCAGGGGUGUUUUGACCGCACAGUUCCCUACACGAAGGAGAGAGUCCAGUUUGGGAAAAGCGUGUUUGAUUUCCAGGGGAUGCAGCACCAGAUUGCCCAGGUGGCCACGCAGCUGGAGGCAGCCAGGCUGCUGACCUACAACGCGGCGCGCCUGGCGGAGGCGGGCAGGCCGGCCAUCAAGGAGGCCAGCAUGGCCAAGUUCUUCACUGCUGAGGUUGCAACACUAACAACCAGUAAAUGUAUUGAAUGGAUGGGAGGUGUUGGAUACACCAAAAAUUACCCAAUAGAAAAGUACUACCGUGACUGCAAGAUAGGUACAAUAUAUGAAGGAACUUCAAAUAUCCAGUUGAGCACAAUUGCAAAAUUCUUAGCACAGGAGUACUGAAACCAUAAGGACUUUCUUGAUGCUAUAUAAAAAUUAUUUCCCUGAACAGUGAUUGUAAAUUUAUUUGUAAUUACAGAAGGCAUUGAUGGCAUACUAAAUAAGAAUACACCAUCACAGUGGAAUCAUAGGGAAAACCGCGAGUUCCCCAUUUCAGGAGAGGGAGUGAUUCCUGUGAAAUCAUGAAUUCCACAUUUAAAUCCAAACUUCUUUCAGCCUGAGACACUUCCAAGCACUGGAUGUAGCUCCCUUAGGUCAUGCCAGCAGUUCAUCUCCCCUUGGAGAUUUCAGAGUGAAAACAAAGGAAUCCAAAUCCCUGGAAUUCCUGUUGCUCCACCUGGGAGAGCUGGUGUGUGGAGAGGAGCUGCAGUUGGGGGGUGCUGCUGCAUUAGCAUGGGGUGCAAAGAGAGGGAAGUGGUGGUUUCCUCUCUGCCAGGCUGGAGUGAUGUCUGUGGAGCUGCUGUAAUUGGAGCCAUUUUUACAGCAGCCCUCAGUGUGUUCUUAAGGAUAUCUUUGUAAUUAAGCCCUUGCAGCCCCAAUUUGUACUCCUGAAAGGUGGAUAAUAUCCGCCUCCCUUUCCAGCCUUCUCAGCUGUUAAGGGUUUUAAUCUAAGAGCCUAUUUAUAGUUCUCCUUUCAUAAAAGGUUGAGUUGAAAUCUUUCUGAAAUGGGGUUAAAAAAGCUCUAGUAGUUCUGCAAAAGGACAGAUAUAAGCUGGGUAAUGGGAGUGCUGUGAUUCUACCUCCAGUGGCCUUUCCACAUUCAAUGCAUUUUACAAACUUUAAAGGGAGGCACUGUUAAUUUGCAGCCUAGUAUUCCUUGCUCCUGGAAGUUAGUGGUUCUCUAGCACAGUUUUUCCCUUUUUUAAGAGAGAAAAAAGGGCAGGGGGUUGGGAAGUAUUUGCUUUUUUAUUUGUCUCUGUUUACUCUAAAAUUAGACAUUUUAUUUACAGCAGAAACCUCUUCAGUGCUGGAGAGCUAAUUAACUAAUAAUCAAGAGACAGGAAGCUUAAUAUAUGAAAAAUCAUCCUAAUUGCUGUAAUUGGCAAUCUGUUUCAAGUGUUUUGGGGAGGGAAGGAUUGGUUUUCUGGUUUUGGCUGACUUAGAGGAAUCUCAUUUUUAAAGCUUGCCUUUCACUGAUGAUUCACUCUGAGUGGAGCUUAGAACAUUACAGGCUGAGACUCCCAGAGGAUUUCCUAGCAAAACCAGGGCAAGUGACACUUAACAAGUGGGAUUUGUAAAACAAGCAGUGCCUUAGACAAAGAAACAAGCAAGGAUGAAAAGCACUAUUAAAAAGUUCUCUGACUUCAAAGGGAAGUAACUGCUUUAGUGAAUUAAUCCCUCUAUGUACACACUUUGCCUGGUAAUGGGCAAAGAAUUAUUGUGGUGAUUAUCCUUGUGCCAAUAAAAAAGCCCCUCCCAUAUGAGUUUGAUCAAGAGCUUUGAGAUUUACAAAAAUACAAGGGAAGGAAGGUAGGCUAGAUGAUUUCUGAAGUUUUCUUGUAGCAACAUUAUUAUUAAUCAUCAUCAUCAUUAUUAAUAUUAUUAAUGCAUUUCAGAUUUACUUGCAGGCUUUCUUUCAGCUGAAUUGAAACAACUGGGGAAAUUUAGAUUAUAAUUAAAACUAGUCUUAAUUCUAAUUUAGAUUAGAAUUAAGACUACCGACACCACAGCAUUUAACUACAGUUAUUCUGCUCAACAAGGUCUAUCUGUGAAUCCAAAAUAAUCAUAACCACUGCAAAAUGCUGGAGUUAAUGCUGAUUGCUGUGCUGAGUUGUGCCAAGGUGAGGCAGCCCUUGGCUGCUGAGGUUUAAUCUGCUUUGCUCACAUGAGUGUCCACACAAAACAGGGUUUGGUUUUUGCUGUGAUCUCCUGGUUUGAGGCACUCUCAGCUUGGCAUCUGCAGUUUUGUGUGAGACUGAGGACUGCAAUAUUUAACUGAUUCAAUACAGUGCCAGAAGCAAACCCUUUGUGGAGGGAAGUGCAGAGCUCUUUGAAGGACUGUUAAGGGCUGGAUAUCCAGGAUUAUGUAAAAAGACUCUCUUUGUGUAGAGCUGUGUCAGGUAUCCAUUUGAAAAAAUAACCAGGGGAAAAUGAGAUUGAUGUGAUUCCUCACAUCUGAUAUGGGAUGCCUGAGUCCAGCAAACAACCUGAACAUUCUCGGCAUGAAUUCAACAGUAGCUGAUGAGCUUUUCUUCUCAAUAAAGCAAGGUCAAGCCUUUAACUAAUGUUACAGCUGUAAAUAUUUCAUGCCUUUGUUAUGUAUGCUGUAUUUUGUACACAGUUUUGAAAGAAAUAAAUAAUGUAUUGUAUUUGUAUACAAAA